AUGCCGUUCGUCAAGAACCUCAAGUCCGACGCCUACUUCUCGCGUUUCCAGGUCAAGUACCGCCGCAGGCGUGAGGGAAAGACUGACUACUACGCGCGCAAGCGGUUGGUGACCCAGGCGAAGAACAAGUACAACGCGCCGAAGUACCGUCUGGUUGUCCGCUUCACGAACCGUGAGGUUCUGGUCCAGAUCGUGUACGCUCGCCUUCAGGGCGACUUCGUGCUGUGUGCUGCGCGCUCGAAGGAGCUCCCCCGCUACGGCAUCAACCACGGUCUCACUAACUGGACUGCCGCAUACGCGACCGGCCUUCUAUGCGCGCGUCGUGCCUUGACUAAGCUCGGCCUCGCUGAAAAGUACCAGGGUGUUGAGGAGCCCGAUGGCACUCUCACCCUCACGGAGGCGCUCGACGAGGAGGAUGCCCCCCGUCCCUUCAAGUGCUACCUUGACGUCGGCCUCAGGCGCACGUCUACCGGUUCGCGUGUGUUCGGUGCUCUGAAGGGUGCCAGCGAUGGUGGUAUCUUCAUCCCCCAUAACCACAAGCGCUUCCCCGGCUACGACGUCGAGUCCAAGGAGCUCGAUGACGAGGUCCUGAAGAAGUACAUCUUCGGUGGCCACGUCGCGGAGUACAUGGAGUCCCUCGAGGAGGAGGAUGACGAGCGCUUCAAGAAGCAGUUCGCCACCUACCUUGCGGACGGUGUCGGUUCCGAGGACAUGGAGGAGAUCUACACCAACGCCUACGCCGCGAUCCGUGAGGACCCCACCUUCAAGCCCAGCGACAAGUCGAAGGACUGGGCCUCGGAGAGCAAAAAGUUCCGCACUCCCAAGCUUACGCUGGAGCAGCGCCGGGCUCGCAUCCAGGAGAAGAUCGAGGCCUUCCAGACCGAGCACGCCGACGAGUAGAUAUACCUUCGCGUUGUUGGCCUCACCGCCUGUCCAUGUAUUACGCUCCCUCUACGCCGCCUAUGACACUAAAACCAGGCUAUGCUCUGACAUGCUUUCGC
Molecule: messenger RNA, 1001 nt
Organism: Trametes versicolor FP-101664 SS1
Lineage: Eukaryota; Fungi; Basidiomycota; Agaricomycetes; Polyporales; Polyporaceae
Product: 60S ribosomal protein L5
Exons: 5
Coding region: 1-900 (299 amino acids)
Biological process (GO): ribosomal large subunit assembly; translation
Cellular component (GO): ribosome; cytosolic large ribosomal subunit
Molecular function (GO): structural constituent of ribosome; 5S rRNA binding
Source: RefSeq, a predicted model, not a curated record